CCGGUAUGGCAAGUCACGCGGACUCACCAUCAUUCUCGCCACGUCAGUGGCAUAACAUAUUCUAGAAACACGGCCCCUAUGAUCCCAUACCCACUUUUUGCUUAUCAUCCACUGGAUUUUAGUCCUUAGAGACGCCGGGCAGCGUCGGGCAGCGGUUAUAGCCCCGGCCUUGACUAUGACCGUCGCUGGUGCCGCCCCUGUCGCCUGGGGCAGUCCGACGCGGGCGUGACUUGCACCUUCCGCCGCCACUGCCGCUGCCGGGUCUACCGCUGUUGUCGACUGACGGGACGCGGGGAAGGACGUGGAAGCGGCGGCUCCCAACGCAGCGUUCUUCAGUGUCUUCGAGCUGUACGCCGCAUUCCACUAACAGCCAGCGAUGGGAGUGGACAUUUUCGGCGUGCAGGGCAGCCCGCCGUGCCGGGCCGUCUACCUGGUGGCCAAGGCUAUCGGCCUGGACUACACCUUCAACAAGGUAGACAUGCAGGCUGGCCAGCACCGGUCACCAGAGUUCCUCAAGAUGAACCCGGCACACACAGUGCCUACCAUGAAGGAUGGCGACCUCUGCUUGGGAGAGAGCAAGGCCAUCAUCACCUACCUGAUGAACAAGUAUGCACCGGAGAGUGAGCUGUACCCCAAGGACCCGGCGGAGCGGGCCAAGGUCGACCAGAGGCUUCACUUCGACUCCGGCCUCUUCUCCAGCAUCCGGGGCAUUGUGUUCCCGGUGCUGUUCAACAAGAACCUGGAGGAAUUCAAGAAGAACAAGCCCAAGCUGGACGAGAACCUGGACCUGCUGGAGACCUUCCUGGGUCGCUCGCAGAACGUCGCCGGCGAGAAGGUGACGGUGGCCGACCUGGCUGUUCUGGCCAACGUGUCCACCGUACAGGCGGCAGGUCUUCUAGAGAAGGACAAGUGGCCACGCAUCAGCGCCUGGCUUACACGACUGCAGACGCAGCUGCCCUACUACAGCGUUAACGUCGAGGGUGCCAACAUGCUCGGCGAGGCCGUCAAGAAGGGCAUUGCUGAGCUUGGUGCCUAGUGGGAGCGAUGUGACCCGGGUUGGAUAGACGGUCCGACAGAGCGUAUAUGACAAGUAGGUAUGUAUCUCGGUUGUGUGCGAGAGUUUUUAGUUUAUUGAUGAUAUUUUCAGGGAAUGUCAAAGGUAGUGUAAUGACUGUGUUUUGAGAUUCCUGCUUGUUUUGUAGGAACUGUUGAAGCCCAUGUCAGCUGCCUUUUGCGGAUAUGUCGGGAGCCAGUCGAUUCGCAAAGCACUCGGACUCGGCUGCUGUGGCCUCACCAUUCGUCCCGAAAUAGGUAAAUUGCACAGUGCUCGGUAGAUUGAUACGUCUAACGAUUUUGAUAAAUAAACUGUGUUUGAA
Messenger RNA from Amphibalanus amphitrite, 1376 nucleotides. RefSeq names its product glutathione S-transferase 1-1-like. NCBI's taxonomy places the organism in Eukaryota, Metazoa, Arthropoda, Thecostraca, Balanomorpha, Balanidae. The transcript is spliced from 4 exons. The record is from RefSeq and is a predicted model, not a curated record. Gene Ontology annotation, molecular function: glutathione transferase activity. The coding region runs from base 377 to 1036 and encodes 219 amino acids. Gene Ontology annotation, biological process: glutathione metabolic process.